Messenger RNA from Stomoxys calcitrans (stable fly), 1710 nucleotides. RefSeq lists its product as uncharacterized. The record is from RefSeq and is a predicted model, not a curated record. The coding region runs from base 294 to 1439 and encodes 381 amino acids. Lineage: Eukaryota; Metazoa; Arthropoda; Insecta; Diptera; Muscidae. The transcript has 3 exons.
AUAUACUAAAAAAAUAAACUCCAAAAACUCAAAUUUUCCAAGCAAGCACAGACACUUGCAUUCACCUCAAUCAUAUAAUUUCACAUGAAAAACAAUUUGUGUAAUGUCUACAAAACUUGUGGCAAUUGACAAUUUUCACAACCAUCCAUCAAAGUCUUUAUAAAAGUCACCCACACUUUGUGGUAACACUUUAGUUGUUUUUCCUAUCGGAAUUCGCGUGGAUGUCUCGAAGAUAACUAAAAAAAUUCAAAAUUUAAAUAAAAACCAGAAAAAAAACAAAUUGAGUUAUAAAUAUGAGCGAUUUUAGAAUAAAUUUCGGUUUAGUGCUAUUGAUUCUGUUAAAGAUUUUAGUGACUCAAGCCAAGGAUAUCAAACAUGAUUUUACCACCUCAGCUACACCCACCACUACUCUACAACGCACUUUAGUGGGUGAUAGUGGAAAUACGGAUACCAAUAAAGAAGGAUUAGCAAAGCGGGAAACUAAAGCUGCAGAUCAAACCAUUUCAAAUACAGUGGCGUCGAAAAGUUAUGAUCCACCCCCAGAAUUUUACAGGGGUCCCGGUUCAACAGGUGCGCUGCAACCUGGAGCGACACCAUACUACAAUGGCAACAAUAAACUCUCGGGUGGUUUCAUCUCAAAACCCAUAGCAUUUCCAGGCACAGACAUCAACAACAACCAUGGCCCCCCAGAUAAUGGAGUGCAACUGGCAAACAGCUACAACGCUUGGCAAAAUCAACGAAACAAAACAGCAUUUUUUGGAUCAUUGCUCAACAAGACCGGACUACAGGAUCGAAUAAGCGUGGGACACUAUGGCAAUCCAUUGCAUGACAGUCGGCCUUACAGUGGAACACAGCAUCACUCCGGUGUUGAGUACAUUCCCUCGGGCGGCUCCCAUCACUACUCCUCGUCGCAUAGUGGAGGUGGUUAUGCAUACGAAGGACGACCAUACACCGUCACACAUCCCCACGUGGAAUAUGGCCAUCCGUCUCAUACGGCCGGUACUUAUUAUGCUGCUGGAGGUGGAGGCGAAGGAAUUCCAUUCGAUGUCUAUGGAACUACAGGAGGAAGCAAAGGCCAUUAUGGCAGCUCUGGUGGAGACUAUGCAUACCCCUACUCGGACAUGAUGCAUGAGACAGCUGCGCACAAAACCUUCCCGGAUUUGUCUCAUAAAGCCCUGCUGGCCAAGAGCUUUCUCAUACCGCUAGCCAGUGCCGCUGUUUUGGGUAUUGCUGCGGCUCUGGUCAGUAAUCCCUUGCUCUUACAAUUGGGCACAGUGUCGGGUGUUGCUGCCCCAGGUUCGGUUUUAGGCAAACGCAAGCGAAGGUCCAUAUCCUCAACCACCCCAAAGGAAAAGCCGGCAAAUGCCCCAUCCGUUGCUGCCAGCAUGGAUACACAUCCUUAUCGCGGCCAUCAUCGACGUUUUGUUGUGCGUACAUAAGACACACGUGUUGUUGCAUAUCUCAAUCUUUGCUGGCGGUGAAUUGAAUGGGGAAAAAACCAAAUCUCCAUUCUGUCCACCACAGCUCAUCAUCACAUUUCUUGCGCUAAUUCCAUUUACUUUGUCCUUUUUGAGGGUGCUGCCCCAGACCGGGCAAAUGUUCGAUGCUUGCUAUCCAUUGGAGACUCGAGGAAAGGACACCAGUGAAUUGUCCUUGUUUUAUUAUUUGUAAAACUGAUAAUAAAUAAAUAAAUCCAUGUUGAACAUGAAA